Molecule: messenger RNA, 3135 nt
Organism: Malaya genurostris
Lineage: Eukaryota; Metazoa; Arthropoda; Insecta; Diptera; Culicidae
Gene: Tti1
Product: TELO2-interacting protein 1 homolog
Exons: 4
Coding region: 40-3072 (1010 amino acids)
Biological process (GO): chromatin remodeling
Cellular component (GO): cytoplasm
Source: RefSeq, a predicted model, not a curated record
GGCAUUGCAGAACAUCAACAGUGUUAGCUUUCCAGGAAAAUGUUCAAUUUUCUUCACGCGGAUAUUGGUUUGAUUCAAGAUUUGAAACAGUUGGUUGAAAAAAACAACGUACAGGAUGGAAACAUCGAAGGCAUUCGGAAGUUUCACGAACAGCUACUGCAAACGAAACCCGACACGAUGCAGCUGCUGCAAGGAAAUUACCUAAACUUGCUCAUUUCUCUGCUGGACAACGUGACCGGCAACAAUCAGAAAGAAUCGGCAACCGUCAUAGUGGAGUGCAUCGGUACAAUUCUACAGGGCAGUAAAUUGCGGGACGCCGUGGCUCUGAAAACGGUGCUGGUAGUACUGAUGCAGCAAAUCUACGACCUCAAAAGUAACCAGCUGAUUCAAGGUCUUUCCGAAGAGUACAAGUUAGCGAUUUUGAAAGGGCUAACCAAUGCCUGCCGGAACAUUCAAUCCGAUCUGGUGGAGGAGGUGUACGUCCGGAAUAACAUAAACCUGCUCUCGCAGGUUCUGAUCAUUUGUGUCGGUGUCCUCGCGACCGAACGAUUCCGAAAGCUUCGAUUUCAAGCCAUAUACUGCAUUCUGGCCACAAUGCAAAUUCACGAUGAUUCCGAUUGGGAGGAUUCGGUUUUGAGGCAUCAUGUUGCGGAGUUGUUGUUUAUCAUUCUUCCGAAACUGCUGUCUUCGCUGGUUUCGGUUAUCAACGGUGACCGUAAACAGGGUACGGCCGUUAUUCGGAUGGCGAUUAAAGCACUGGGAAGAGUGAUUUGUUUGAUAUUUGAAGACUACGAAAAACGAGAAGCAGAGGAAAAUAUCGCAACCGAAAAGUUUGCCAAACUUGCGAUCAAGUUGAACCGAUCGGAUCGGACCGAAUCCAACGUGUUGGGAAUGGGUUUGCGAGAUUCAGCUGCUAAGGCGAAUUAUUUUAAUAACACAACCAGAAGCCGUGAAUGGUUGCUAGCGGCGGACAAGAAAGUACACGGAGUCUUGGGACUGAUAACGCAUCUGAGAGGAGUGGAGGAAGAUGCGUUUCGACAAGAGUACGCUAGAAUGAAUGCCGAGCUUUUGAUCCGAUGUGUUCCCAACAUGCCUCUCUGUUCAAUCACAAUAUUGGAAUCUCUGCUGGCACUGUGUCAGGACGAAUCGAAGAAUAUUCGUGACUUUUGUGAGGGAGGUUUGACGGCGUACGCCAGUCGCCGCAGUAUCAUUUUCGGUUCGGCUAGGAUCGAUGAACUGUUCUACGAUUCGUUGAAACCGAUAUCGCGGAGUAUUUACCGAGCGGAAGAAACCGAUCAAGUGGCCCAGUUCGCCUUGUUGAAAGGUUACAUAAAAUUUCUUCCCGAUCACCAGCUAAACGUGAUUCUGUCCAAUCAGGAAACACUCAACCAGUUGGUUCUGAUGUUGCUUGCUGGAGCAGAGCUAGCCCAAUCGGAUGAAUUGGUACGCCGGGAGUACGUGUCCUACUGUUUCCAGUAUGCUUUGAAAGCGUCUGAUUUGGAGCGGAAGCAACCGGAAUCCCGAUGGAUUGUUUUACGAAACUUUCAGGGAUCGAGCAGAAGUCAAACGGCGUUUCUUGAUAUGCUUCAUAAUUUCAAAGAUCGUCCGGAAAGUCUCGCCACGAUUUUGAACUACAUUGUGGAAGAUUUGUUCACCACCAAGUUGAACGCACACGGCUAUUUGUUCAUUCUUUCUGAACUGAUCUUCCCAGAUGUCGACAGUCCGUCUCUUCUAAAUAUUUUCCAGAACGUUUUCACGGAAAUCCUUCAUAGCUACCAUUGGGAUCUGGAACUGGAAGAAACCCUCCACGUUUCGGAUUUGAAAUUCAAUGUACUGCACAUCUGUUUGGCACUGCGAGCUGUUGACCGGUUCUGUCGGUUGUUCAGCAAGGACAUGCCCAGUUGGCAGUUGUAUGACGUACUUCGAAACGUCCUCCCACUAACCGGAUGCAACCUAAACUGUCUGAAUGAAUCAGCCGAACUUGCCCUGGACAAUAUUGCCGCCAGUGUUGGGCUAAGUUCGAUUCAUGAAUUGAUUUCCCGCAAUCUGGAUUACAUUUCACAGUACAUUCAACGGUGUUUGAAAAGAACGGAUAAUUUUUCGGCAGGAGUUCACAUGCUCCAAUCGGUGCUGCGUUACGUCCCGUACGAAACGUCCGCCGUGUUGGAAUCCACAGUCAGCCCGAUCGUGAUGAACAUCCUGGAUGAUCACGACCAGCGAACUGGAGCCGGUCGAAUUCUUUGUUUGCGAAUGUUGCAGAUCUUCAUACGGGCGAUUCGUUUUCGCUAUCGAACGACCGAGAAGAGUAACGACGACGAUGGUCUUAAGAAUUCACGCGAAAAGCUGGCGGAAAAAAUGGAUCAAUUGAAAAAGGAAGUCCAGAACAAGCUUCCCAUAGAUGAGGAAGCGACUAUUGAAGAACUUCCAGCAGACGGGGACGACGCUGGUGAAGAAGAACCAAUGGAACCAGACGAUACCAAUCAAACUGACGAGCGAAAACUUCCUUCGCAUAUUGCCAUGACAAUCAAAAUACUGACGGUAAAUUUUAAAUAUCUCGGCUCGGGAGUGCUGGAGGAGAAAAUCAUUGCACUGCAGACACUGAACGAAGGCAUUCAUCUGCUGGGGGAUCACGAAAACCAGCUGCUUCCGAUGGUGCAUCAGAUUUGGUUCAAUUUUGCCGAACGGUUCGCGGAUCCAAGUCCGGUGGUGGUCAGUUGUGCCUUCGAUCUACUCGUCAGUUUGGCCCGGCUUGCGAAGGACUUCAUCCGGAAGCGAACGUUGGAUGACGUCCUACCGCGACUGAAUGCAUUUAUGCGUAGCAACAUCGGAGCCGACUUCAGUGCCCUGCAGACGUUCAAACUGCAGCGGAAGAUACUCGUGCACAUACCGGAGCUGGUGAAAUGGCUGAAACUGAACGAACGUCAGCUGAAUCAGGUCCUAAGCGUAACGAAGUUAUACCUGGUGGCGCGUUCGGAACGCAGGGAGCUACAGCAGCUGGCGGCCAGUUGUUUCGAUCGGCUUGCCGCCGAAUACGAUGCCGGAGCGGUUUUCGUCAAACUCACCGACGAGUGAAGUGAAGUUUCUUUCCACAUUAAAAAUCCUGAUCGUUUAUUGUAAAAAUAGUGUGUGUGUAUU